This is a messenger RNA of Culicoides brevitarsis, 2442 nucleotides long. RefSeq names its product tolloid-like protein 2. Gene Ontology annotation, cellular component: plasma membrane. Lineage: Eukaryota; Metazoa; Arthropoda; Insecta; Diptera; Ceratopogonidae. Bases 46 to 2391 code for a protein of 781 amino acids. The record is from RefSeq and is a predicted model, not a curated record. The transcript has 16 exons. Gene Ontology annotation, molecular function: protein binding.
CCUGAAAUUCCGCAGGACCAUAAACUUAACAAUAUUAAAUAAAGAAUGACAAAAUAUACUCAAAAAGGUUUAAUUUUUUUUAUUACUGCUUCAUUGCUUUUUGUCAGAUCAUACCAAGAAUGUGAUCAAACUUUUGUAUCCAGAGCAGGAACAAACUCAAAUGGAACUUUUAGCGCUCCCAAUUUACUUAAUCCUUCCAAUUCUCUCAAACAAUGUCUGUACAUAUUUUUAGCAGGACCCGGCCAGCGGGUUGAUGUAAAGUUUAAUACUUUUAAUUUGAGAGGUAAUCCACCUGAUGGAUCUGCCGUAGGAGAAAUACCUGCAUGUCUGCACGAAUACAUGGAUAUAUAUGCAGAAAUACAAUCCUCAGACCCAGCAGAGUUGAUAAAUUCCCCUUUUAGUGGCAGACAUUGUGGGCCAAUACCACCCAGGAGACGAGUAUCGCUAUACAGAGCAAUAGCAUUGUCAUUCUUUACUACAAAAAAUGUUACAACUCCAGAUGUAUUUGAAGGCACAUACGGAUUUAUAAAUGAAUCUGAAUAUGAAGUUGGUACACCGGUUGUUGGAUCACCAUGUUCAUAUGUUGUGAAUUUUGCUCAAAAACGUACUGGAGUAAUUAUUUCUCCGACUUAUCCAGGUGCGUACCCGAAAGCCAUGUCUUGUACUUAUCAAUUUAUUGGAAAGCCUGGACAAAGAGUGAGAAUCGAAAUGAGGGACUUCGAUUUGUUUUAUGGAGGACCUCAUUGUCCAUUUGAUUUUGUUCGAAUAUACGACGGAGCAGAUAGUAACGCUGCUGUAAUAGGAACAUAUUGUGGCCAACAACGAAAUUUAGUACUUUACUCAAGUGAAUCUAAUUUGUUCAUUCAUUUUUACACUCUACGACGAACUGCAAAUACUCAAAAUAGAGGUUUUAAAGGAAUUUUUGAAUUUAGUGAAAGUUUUGUUAAGCUCGACUUCAUACGAGAAAAUGCCGGUGUCCAUAUAAGAGGAACUGAAUGUGACCAAAAAAUUUUAUCCAAACGAGAGAGCUCUGGUUUUGUUUACUCUCCUAACUAUCCAUUCCCUUACAUACCUAAAGUAGUUUGUAGGUAUUUUAUAUAUGGGAUGCAAGAUGCUCAAAACCUUGAAAGAGUUCGAAUGGAAUUUUCCAUAUUUGAAAUUCCAAAGGGAGAUCAUAAAGACAAAGGAGACUCAAAUUGCACAGACGGUUAUCUUAAAAUGUAUCUCAAAGGGCAAGAAGUUGAAGGAGCAUAUGAUAAAUUUGAUCAUGAAUUUUGUGGAAAUGAAUUACCGUACGCAGUUGUUAGUGAUGGUCCUCGGCUUGUUAUGGUAUUCAGCUCGGGAGAGCUACAAGGAAGAGGAUUUAAGGCAAAAUACUCGUUUGAAACUGAAUAUAAAAUACCAGGUACAGCAGCUCCGGACGGAAGUUGUAGUUUUACUUACAAGAGCACAUCAAGGAAAAAAGGAGAAUUCAAUAGUCCGAGAUAUCCUUCAAAUUAUCCUUCAGAUACCAACUGCUCAUUUGUGUUUUUAGCUACACCAAAUGAACAAGUUACUAUAAUUUUCGAUAAUUUCAAAAUAAGAGCCGAUAACGCAAAUUCUACUGGAGGAGCUUAUGGGAAUACAGUAUGUUAUGAAGAUUGGUUAGAGCUAUAUGUGUUAUACAGAGAUAAAAGUGACUUGUUUUUAGGACGUUAUUGCGGCUAUACUUCUCCAGGUCCUGUUGAAAGUCCUAGAAAUGCAGUUGGGUUGAAAGCAAUUUUACAUACUGAUAGUGAAAAUGUAGCAAGUGGUUUUAAAGCACGAUAUAUAUUUGAAGUAGCUAAGUCUAUCUUUGGAGAUUGCGGCAGUAAUUUCACAGGUCAAGAUUACGGAAUUGUAGUGUCUCCAAAUUAUCCAUCAAACUACUUGGGUCCUGGAAAAGGACUUGCCUCAAAAACGUGUAAUUGGUAUAUUACCGCUAGAACAGGCUAUAAAUUACUUUUGAAUUUUGAAUCUUUUGCCGUUGAAGGAGAUCCUUCAACUAGAGGAUGUGCAGCAGCUGUAGUAAGAGUUUGGUUGUCUCCGGAAUUCGAUGUACCUCCUUUAGAGCAUUGUGGUGAAAAAGGAGCAACCGAACAUUGGCAAUAUGUCUCUCAGGGGCAAACCACCAGAAUAAGUUUCACGAGUGCAGAUAAAGCUAUUGGGGCGCAAGGGUUUCGAUUAAUUUGGACCGAGGUUCAGGAUAUGAACCAAGUAGCACAACAUUCUGGUUCUAGUUCCUCCACCACUUGUGAGCCAAUGUUUCAUUUUCAAUGUGAAGUAUCAAAUUACUGCAUUUCAACUAAAUUAAAAUGUAAUGGAGUGAAAAAUUGUGGCUCAGAUGAUAACAGCGAUGAAAUUAAUUGUUAGUUUGUUUCAGAAUUCAAUUCAUCUGUGAAUAAAUAUAUGUAUUAUUAUUUU